Molecule: messenger RNA, 996 nt
Organism: Pediculus humanus corporis (human body louse)
Lineage: Eukaryota; Metazoa; Arthropoda; Insecta; Psocodea; Pediculidae
Product: bric-A-brac, putative
Exons: 4
Coding region: 1-996 (331 amino acids)
Biological process (GO): regulation of transcription by RNA polymerase II
Cellular component (GO): nucleus
Molecular function (GO): protein binding
Source: RefSeq, a predicted model, not a curated record
AUGUUGGAAGAGGAGGGUUUCGUUGAUGUCACUUUAGCUGCUGACGGGAAAUGUUUAAAAGCUCACAAGAUAAUGCUGUCUGCUUGCAGUCCUUUUUUUAAAAAAAUUUUUCAAAUGAAUCCUUGUCAGCAUCCGGUUAUUGUAUUACAAGAUGUUCACUUUUCGGCGUUAGAAUCUAUUUUAAAAUUUAUUUAUAAGGGUGAAGUGUGUAUUUUGCAAGAAAAUUUGCCGUUGCUUUUACGCGCCGCGGAAACGUUACAAAUUCGCGGUUUGUGUAAGCAGUUAAAAGAUGAGGAAUCCAAUUCACAAAUUUUUAAUGGGGAUAAAGAGUUGAAUGAAAAGUCAGGCAUUAUAAAUUCUCCACAAUCCAGUUCUAAAAUAUCUAAAAAAGUAAAAAAUCAGGGUGUCAAAUCAGGAGUUGUGCCAUGUUUUUUUUCUCAAAGUAGUAUAAAAAGUCCAGAAGAUUCCACCACAGAUUGUGAAAAGGUAAAACUUGAACCUAGGUCAGAAUCUCCUGCAGUAUUAGAUGAUAAUUAUGUUUAUUCAUUAGGGCUGACAAACAACUCGCAAAUCGAGAGAAUCGAAGCUGACGAUGAGAAUGGAUCGACAAAUUAUCCAUUCUCACCUUUUCCAUGUCCAUUUUGUGAUAGAGCAUAUUCAAGAUGGGGUUUUAGAAGGCGUCACAUAAAAGCAUGCCACACAAGAUCAAAAAGUUUACCUUGCAAAUGGUGUUUAAAGGUUCUCCCCACGCAUAGAGAAUGGGAAUCUCACGUAUGCUGUAAGCACAGGCUAUCGAGAAACGAUGCAAAAAACGGUUUAUUAAUUUUAGAAGAAGCCAAAGUUGUUUUACAAAUUCCUGAGCCGAGUAGACUUGAUGAAUUGGUUUCGAUGAUCAAAAACCAAAACAGGGCAAUGGAUGAAAUAUCAAAAAUGGACGAGGAUAAUGAUGAAAAUAAGGUUGAAAUCAGUGAGGAGGAAGUGAAUCAAAAAUGGUAA